UAGGUCGUCUAUCCUAGAUUAUAAUCCCCUAGAGAAUCAUCAGGAUGCACCAGGUUCUGAGCUACGAGACGGCGGUGCGGGCCAACAGCUCUCGCGAAUUCCGCGAAUAUGUCUCCAAGCGAACCUGUGCCUCCCUGGUCCUAACGAUUGCCUUCUUCAUGCUGAUAACAGGAUACUUGCUGGGCAAUUUUGUGGCCGAGCGCAAGUACCACAUACGCCAGAUGAUGAUGACAAAGGGCGUCGUUAAGGAUGUAAAUGGCGAAAGGAGCGUGAGCCUGAAUAGCGCGGAAUAUGCCAGCCUGCAGGAGCUGCAGACAUAUCAGAAGGCCAAGGGACAGCUGCUGAAGUCCGCCCAGGAGCUCGAUAAACUGCAGCAGCAGGAGGAGAGCGAACAAUACCUGGCCACCUCGCUGAACACCGAGAUCUUCAACAGGUACAUAUCCUGCACGCAGGACAUACCGCCCAACACGAUCAUCGCGACUAGCCAGUUCACCGAGCAACUGAUCGACAACACGCUGGCCAGGCAGCGCCACUGCAUGAGGAUCAUCCAGGUGGUCAUCGACAAUCACCUGGCCAACAGUCAGCUCUAG
Molecule: messenger RNA, 590 nt
Organism: Drosophila takahashii
Lineage: Eukaryota; Metazoa; Arthropoda; Insecta; Diptera; Drosophilidae
Source: RefSeq, a predicted model, not a curated record